UUAAUCAUAUCAGGAGGUUGCUGCAAACUGAUGUGGUUUUAACACAAGUCGAAUAUGAUUUGCUAGUUCAUGAUGGUCAGCCAGAGGGAUGAAUAGCAAAACUUUAAAUCACCUCAUUCUAAACAUCAGUAGUCUAGCUGCAGCUCCUCAUUACAGAUGUAUGGCAGCACCACUCGCACUAUUCGAGGGGGUGCGCGCUACCUGUGCUUCGUUGGCUGUAAUAACUAGGCUACCAUGACCAAUGAUUUCUGACAUUUGAAGAGGGUCUCUCGGCUUGCUCACUGAAUAGUAGUCUUUAAAAGAAAUGUGCUUGAUGACCCAUUAAUUUAUUGGAUCUACAGGCUCACUAACUAUGCCAGUCGCUCCCAUUUUCAUUGUAGUUUCGAGUAUUAUUUCCAGGUCAAAAUUUCAGUUUCCUGUGUGGCUUGUUUGUAGGCUUCUAAAAAUGGCCGGUGAUGGAGGCGCUCUGAAGGAUAUCAAUGAGAUUAAAUCCCAGUUCAGGACUAGAGAGGGUUUUUACAAACUACUGACCCUCUCGGAUUCACAACAACGAGGCGGACUACCUCGGGGUUUGUCCGCAGGUACCACGGUGGGCCCCGGGGGUGGACCGGGUUCGAUACCCGGUGGUGGUGUAGGUGUGGUGCAGGGGCCCGGAGCUGCCUCCAGCAAUGCCGCAGCCAACUCCUCUCCGGCGGGAUUCCUCCCUCCUGUCAGGGUCUCCAUGGUGAAGCUUCAGCCGGAGGACCCGAGCGAAGAAUCCGAGAGAGUGUGUUUUAACAUCGGAAGAGAGCUUUAUUUCUACACCUACACAAAUAUAAAGAAAGCUGUGGACCUCAGUAAACCCAUAGACAAGCGUAUCUACAAGGGCACCCAGCCCACCUGCCAUGACUUCAACCAGUACUCUGCCACAGCAGACAGUGUGGCCCUCAUUGUGGGCUUUUCAGCAGGCCAGGUUCAAUACCUGGACCCCAUUAAGAAGGAGACAAGCAAGCUCUUCAAUGAGGAGAGGAUGAUAGACAAGUCCAAGGUAACCUGUCUGAAAUGGCUGCCCAAGUCAGAGAAUCUGUUCCUGGCCUCAUACGCCAGUGGUCACCUCUACCUCUACAACGUGGAGCACCCGUGUGGCACCGCCGCCCCGCAGUAUUCCCUGCUCCGCCAGGGCGAAGGCUUUGCCGUCUACGCCUGCAAGACGAAGACGCCCCGAAACCCGCUGCUGCGCUGGGCCGUAGGAAACGGAGGCCUUAAUGAGUUUGCCUUCUCGCCGGACGGCGUGCAUGUGGCGUGCGUGGGCCAGGACGGCUGCCUGCGUGUCUUCCACUUUGACUCCAUGGAGCUGCAGGGCGUGAUGAAGAGCUACUUCGGUGGCCUGCUGUGCGUCUCCUGGAGCCCCGAUGGCAAAUACCUGGCCACGGGCGGAGAGGACGACCUGGUGACGGUGUGGUCGUUUACGGAGAGCCGUGUGGUGGCCCGGGGACACGGCCAUAAGUCCUGGGUGAAUGUGGUGGCCUUUGACCCCUUCACCACCAGCCUGGGGGACGAGGAGCCCAUGGAGCUGAGUGGCAGCGAGGAGGACCUACAGCAGGGGCCACUGCACUUUGGCCGCGUGCGCACCAGCAGCACGCUGUCACGCCUCUCCCGCCACAGCUCCAAGGGCGGCUCGCCCUCCGUCACCUACCGCUUCGGCUCGGUGGGCCAGGACACCCAGUUCUGCCUGUGGGAUCUGACGGAUGACGUGCUGUACCCGCGGCUGCCUUUGUCCCGUGCCCUCACCAACACCUUCGGUCCCACCAUCCCCUCCUCUGUCAGCGGCACCAUCAACAACACUACAGGCGGAGGGAGUGGAGGGGUCGUAGGCGGGGUAGAGGGCCACCACCACCCCACCACUAACCCCCACCAGCCCCCCACCAUGCCCCUGCCACUCCCCCGCUCCCUGUCGCGCUCCAACUCCCUCCCGCACCCCGCCGUGGCCAAUGUCUCUAAGGGCCAGAGCACAACAGAGGGCGGGGGAGGGAGCGGAGGGGGCAACGCCACCCCCUUCAGUAUCGGCCGCUUCGCCACGCUCUCUCUGCAGGAGCGGAAGUCAGACAAGUCUGGAGGGAGUGGGGUGGGCGGGGAGAAGGAGCACAAGCGCUACCAUAGCCUGGGAAACAUCAGCAAGAGCAACGACAAGAUCAACGUAGCGCCACGCAGCAGUCGCCUAGACGCCGCCAAGGUCCUGGGCACCACCCUGUGUCCGCGGAUGCACGAGGUGCCCCUGCUGGAGCCCCUGGUGUGUAAGAAGAUCGCCCACGAGAGACUGACCGUGCUGGUAUUCAUGGACGACUGCAUCAUCACCGCGUGCCAGGAGGGCCUCAUCUGCACCUGGGCACGGCCUGGUAAAGUGAACUUGACAGCACAGAACGGGAACUCUCCCAGUGGCACGGUAGUAUAGCUGGAAGUGGAACUUUGCACUCCCUCCUCCCCCCCAUCUGCACCCGAUCAUCACAGUAUUGCACCCCUGAUGUACCCCCUUGCCUUUCACCACUUCUCUUUAGAAAGACUACAAAGCAAAAUGUGGACCGUCCCUCUUUUCCCAGAAGCAUAGAGAAGGCAGACUCCUCUCCACCCUGCUAACACUACAAAAGUCAGUCAUUUUAUUUAUUUAUUUUACCUUAUCACAAGACUUAAGUAAUUUAUAUUGUAAAUAAUUAUACAAAUACUCUAUAAAUUCAGAGGAUAAAGAGUAUUGAAAUAAUGACUCAAGCGAGUGAAAACAAUAAAAUAAUAUCACAAUAUGUAGAUCCUAUAUUGUACAUAGCGACACAGUUAACAUUGAAUGUCUGCAGUUAGGGACCUGAAGAUGUAGUGUUUUUGUGUGAUAGAGGUCCUUGAUUUGUCGUGUCCCUUGACGCAAACUGGUUUGGUUUGUCAAUAAAGAUGGACGCAUUUAGGGUCUUCGGCAUCAAAGACUUGACCCUUGUGCAGUACAGAGAGCAAUCUUCCUAUGGCUGCUACUGCACUCUUCAGCUGAGACUGUCUGCUCCCAGGUAUUCUUGUUCCUAACAUGACAGCACAGAGUGACACACUGUACACAAGUAUGCUUACAAUCAGUGUAGCUUCAAAUAGGCUCCAUUCCACUCACACCUGCAAUGCCUCUUGCAAGAUUUUGCACAUUCGACAGUCAGAAUUUUAGCCCACAGAAGGAAACUAGAGGCAGUUUGUCUUGUUGUGAUUUCUCUUUUGUGUUAUGUUAAUUUAUUUCAAGUUAUUUCAAGCUACUGAUUCUAACUGGACUGUAUUAUUUGUGGAUUCUCUGUAUGUGAUAUCCAUGAUAUUCUACCAACCUGUGGGCCUUGCAUCAAACCAUUGUUUUACCUAGAAAUUAUUUUGUGUGGGUUUUGAGGUUCGGUAUGCUGAAAGGCAUGCGACAACAAAUGAGUCAAACCUACUAGUGUGAUAACACCAGACUAGAAAUGGUGGUGGACCAACAACAACAAAAAUGUGUGGAGAAGAAGUGACUGUGUUUUUAAGAUCUGGCCAGUUAAGAACACUUGGUAACAGAAAUGUUUACCCUGGCAAGUUCAAGGGCCUACCAUCUUAUUAGUGUAUGUCCUAAUAACAGUUGUGAAAUAGCAAAAGGUGACACUAAAACCAAGACUCAAAUCAUUUAAUGUACACUGAAGACUACCAACUGACUGAAUGCCUUGUUCAAUACUGCAAGACAAUGGGAACUAACCAUUUUAUGCCAAGGGAAGAAAAUCCAUUCCAUUUGUUUCUCUUUUUGACCGUUUACAGCAAACCAUAGCAUGUAAUGUUUAAUUCAGUGUGCAUUAUACAUAUGCCUGAGGUGAUGAAGUUAGUGGCAAAUGAUAUCACAGUAUCAAGUUUGUAUAUGGAGUUCUGUUAAUAAAAUUCUAAACCCAAA
Molecule: messenger RNA, 3904 nt
Organism: Oncorhynchus mykiss (rainbow trout)
Lineage: Eukaryota; Metazoa; Chordata; Actinopteri; Salmoniformes; Salmonidae
Product: WD repeat-containing protein 20
Molecular function (GO): protein binding
Source: RefSeq, a predicted model, not a curated record